AUGCGCAAUANUUGCGGCGGUAAUUGUGGUAUCGCGAUAUACACUUUCUUUUUAUCUUUGGAAGAUAAAAAAAUCCACGAGACAUUUUUAAAAUUUGUUCCUGUUACUGACCUGAGUGGCCGAAGUUUAGCACAAACAAUUAUUGAUGAACUUACACAAUUAAAAAUGAAUUUGAAAUAUCUUAGAGGUCAAGGAUACGAUGGGGCUGCAGCUAUGAGUAGCAAAUUCAAUGGCGUUCAAGCUUGUAUUAGGGCGUCAUAUCAUAGCGCAAUAUAUGUUCAUUGUAGUGCGCAUAACUUAAACCUAUCUAUAUCAUAUGCUUGUAGUGUUUCCAGUAUCACAAAUGCUAUGGGGACAAUAGAAAGCAUUUAUACAUUUCUCAAUACUCCAAAGCGACAAUUUGAGUUUAUAAAACAUUUAAAUAAAUUUAAGGAAGAUACUUCUUUUUCAAGUCAAAAAGAAAAAUUAAAAAGACUAUGUCCUACUCGAUGGACUGAAAGACACAAUUCAAUAGAUGUAUUUUAUGAUUUUCAACCCGUAAUUAUAUCUUGUUUUGAAGAAAUGAUACUAUAUUCAAAUACUGAAACAUCAUCAAAAGCAGCUCAGUUACUUUCAGCUAUUCAAACAUCGGAAUUCAAUGUAAGUCUUAUUAUUAUUUAUAAAAUAUUUCAAUAUACAAAAAAUCUUUGCACAUAUUUACAAAAACAAAACAUAGAUUUAUUUCAAGCUUUAAAUCAUGUAGAUAUAAUAAUUUCUCAACUCCAAAGUAUAAGAAGUAAUUGUGAUGUAGAAUUUCAUAAGUAUNAACAAUUAAAUGACCGAUUUAUAAACCACAAAACUAUAAUAGCUGGCUUUUAUUUUCUCAUUUCUAAUAAAAAUUAUAAUCAACAAGCUAUCAAAGAUUUAAGUGAGUUUUAUUCUGGUGAUAUUGAUCAAGAAGUUAUUGAAACAGAGGUAAAGUUAUGGCAUACACAUUUGGAAAAACUAAGCAUAAAAAGUGUUCUUGACGCUCUUGAUAACUGCAAUAAAGACCUAUUUCCAAAUGUUUUUAAACUCCUUCAAAUAUUUGCAACAUUGCCUGUCACAUCAUGUGAACCUGAAAGAAGUUUUUCUAUAUUAAAACGAAUAAAAACUUAUCUUAGAAUUUCUAUUGGCCAGUUUAGACUUAAUGGAUUAGCAUCUUUAAAUAUUCAUCGUGAAGUCGAAAUAACAGUAGAAGAAGUAAUACAAAAAUUGUCAUUCGAUCAAAAACGACAAACGGGUUUUAUUUUAUAA
Messenger RNA from Cinara cedri, 1275 nucleotides. The record is from the annotation of a GenBank genome assembly. Lineage: Eukaryota; Metazoa; Arthropoda; Insecta; Hemiptera; Aphididae.